Molecule: messenger RNA, 658 nt
Organism: Coprinopsis cinerea okayama7#130
Lineage: Eukaryota; Fungi; Basidiomycota; Agaricomycetes; Agaricales; Psathyrellaceae
Product: snodprot1
Exons: 2
Coding region: 1-462 (153 amino acids)
Source: RefSeq, a predicted model, not a curated record
AUGCAAUCCCUCUCACUCAUCUCGAUUAUCGGUCUACCUCUGCUCACCUUGGCCCAGACCACAACCCCACCCCCACCCACCUCGGUUGAAACUACCGCGAGCUACGAUGCAGCGUACGGCAAUGCAGACCAGUCCCUCGCAUCUGUCUCCUGCUCAAACGGGGACAACGGCCUCCUCACCCGCGGCUUCACCACCUUUGGUUCCCUCCCCAGCUUCCCCAACAUCGGGGGCUCCUUCGCCGUCACCGGCUGGAACUCGCCUGCCUGUGGAUCGUGCUGGCAGCUCGCCUACACCCACAACGGGACAACCACAACGGUCAAUGUGACUGCGGUGGAUGUGGCGCUUGGCUCGUUCAAUCUCGCUCCUGAGGCGUUGGAUACCUUGACGGGAGGCAGGGCUGUAGAGUUGGGUCGCGUUGACGUCGUGGCAACCCAGAUUCCUGCUUCGUCUUGCGGGCUCUAAGCAAACUCAGUGUUAAAUUCGUAGACGCUCGCCAGACCCCCACUUCAAGUUGUUUCGGACUCAACAUCUCUUGCUUAGUACGACGCUCGUCUGUCGGUCGGACUUCCUCCUUGAUAUUCUCUACGGACCAGCUUUCCUCACCGAGGGCUUCUUCUCGGCUACAGACAUUUAUAAUUAGUGCUCGGACAUCUAAACA